This is a messenger RNA of Triticum turgidum subsp. durum (durum wheat), 393 nucleotides long. NCBI's taxonomy places the organism in Eukaryota, Viridiplantae, Streptophyta, Magnoliopsida, Poales, Poaceae. The record is from the annotation of a GenBank genome assembly.
AUGGUGACCCGCGCCCGCGUCGCCGGCGCCGGGACGGGGAGGAGGAUUGCGGCGCUGCUGUGGUUCCAGGGGGAGGCCGACACCCUGCGGCGCGAGGACGCGCUGGCGUACGCCGGCAGGAUGGAGGCGUUUGUGCGGGACGUCCGCCGCGACCUCGCCUUGCCCAACCUCCUCGUCAUCCAGGUUGGGAUCGCGACGGCGCAGUGGCAGGGGAAUAAGCAGGGGAAGUGGCUGGACCUGGUGCGGAAGCAGCAGAGGGCGGUGCGGGUGGCGAACCUCAAGUACGUGGACGCCAUGGGGCUCCCCCUCGCCAACGACAUCACGCACCUCACCACCCAGGCCCAGGUCCGGCUCGGCAAGAUGCUUGCCGACGCGUACAUCGCCACGCUCUGA